This is a messenger RNA of Ixodes scapularis (black-legged tick), 1413 nucleotides long. RefSeq lists its product as uncharacterized. The record is from RefSeq and is a predicted model, not a curated record. NCBI's taxonomy places the organism in Eukaryota, Metazoa, Arthropoda, Arachnida, Ixodida, Ixodidae. The transcript is spliced from 2 exons. The coding region runs from base 1 to 1413 and encodes 470 amino acids. Gene Ontology annotation, molecular function: RNA-DNA hybrid ribonuclease activity; nucleic acid binding.
AUGUACAACCUCUCUAUCGGAGACCAACCCAUCACCAAGAAAUCUACCAUUCGCAUCCUGGGCAUGUACCUGGACGAAAAUUGCACAGCCAACACAUGGUUCCUGAAAACGACUGGAUCAGUACACACGCCUAGACGCGCUCAAGAGUUGCGGGGAUCAUUUAAUGAUCUCAGCAAACUCGUAUCCGCGCACUACAACAUCCAGGAGGCACGGCUUCGCACAACACCAGCCGGCCGGUCUAUCCUUGCAAAACUAGGCUACGCCGUGCACGAUCUGCCCGAACUCCCACAACAGACCCCGCCGUGGGAACACAUUGUCUUCACCGACGGGACUCCUCUACCUCAGCGGAUACAGAGCACCGGCAGGCGCCUCCCUCUCAAGAGACGGCACUUAAAGCACAUUCGCUCGCUUGACGAUUGCCCCCACGUGAUCUACGUCGAUGCAUCCCUGCCAGCUGAUCACAAAUGCGCUGUCUACGCCACGGCGCGGUACAAUUGUAACACAGAAGCACAGGCACGAUACCUGCGCACAACGGCUACGCCCCCGCUCACCACCCAAGCGGAGCUUCAAGCCAUCAUGGACUAUGCGCGCGACGCACUUCUUACGGCAAGGGAAGACGCACCAGUCACGCACAUCAUUUAUACUGACUCGCAAGCGGCACACCACAUAUGCUCAGACACCAAAUAUACCGGAUCUACCUUACACGAGCUCAAGGUGGCCGUCUCAUCUCUGAGAGCGUCCGGCCAUCAAUUCAUCAUACGAUGGGUCCCUGCCCACUGUGGCAUACCUGGAAAUGAGAAAGCCCACAGACUAGCGCGCGCACACCUCCUCUCCGCGCUGGCCAAGGGACCCUCCUCUUCCUCAUCUCUAGGCAACCCCUCACAGGAAAUUGCCAACCCUUGGCACGACUUGCGCUCUACCAAAGCCCAGCGAGCCACCUACCUCUCCAUGGCCGCUAACCCGCUAUCCACCCCUAAGAUUCCCUCCCAACAUUUUUCUCGUAGGGAAGCCGUCAUGAUUCGGCAAAUUCAGACAGGGACCCUACUGACACCGCAUCUCUUACAGCGGUUUCGCGGGAACGACGGGGAGGGACCUUCCACAGCCUCUGGCAUCUGCGAGAACUGCAAUUCUAAGGCACACCUGGUCCAUCUCAUGUGGUCUUGCCCUUUGUAUAACAUUCCACGACAACAGGCUUUGGACCUCAUCACAAACGCCCCAGUACCCGCAUCCCUGAACGCCUGCGCAUGUCCAGACACCACCAUAUCCCCCAAGCAUGCUUUGGAGCUCUGGGAGGCACUACUCACCUUCAUAAAAGACCCAACUGCGCCUCCAGUGGGGGACCGGCUCCUUCCGGCUACAGCCAAGAGGAUACGGCCUCCCCCUCCCUCGUUGACGAAGGCCUUGAAGCCAUGA